Molecule: messenger RNA, 1719 nt
Organism: Pectinophora gossypiella (pink bollworm)
Lineage: Eukaryota; Metazoa; Arthropoda; Insecta; Lepidoptera; Gelechiidae
Product: putative serine protease K12H4.7
Exons: 2
Coding region: 66-1493 (475 amino acids)
Biological process (GO): proteolysis
Molecular function (GO): dipeptidyl-peptidase activity; serine-type exopeptidase activity
Source: RefSeq, a predicted model, not a curated record
GUCAAUAACUUAUUCGAACCGCAUAUUGUACAAAAAUAUAGUGAAGUCGUGGCUAGACGUCGGCCAUGUAUUAUUUUUACUUAAUAUUCCUACUAAAUGUCAGGGGAAUCUUCGGGUUCGGUUUAUUCAGUUUUGAUCACGGUUACAGACAUAUUACCAAGCUACGCACUUACAACGCUACAAUACUUCGCAACGACGAAUAUCGAUGGAUCGAACAGCGUUUGGAUCACUUCGACCCAAACGAGAAAAGAACUUGGAAAAUGAGAUACGUCGAAAACUUGGACUAUUGGAAGCCCAACGGUCCUAUCUAUGUAUUCGUUGGCGGUCAAUAUGCAAUUUCUGACGAAAUACCUAUCAGGUAUGGGUAUCUCCAUGAACUGCAAAGGGAAACAAAUGGGGCACUCAUCUAUUCAGAGCAUAGAUAUUACGGCGAAAGUAUACCUUUGGACAUUCACGUAACAGACAACUUGAAAUAUUUAAGUUCUCACCAAGCUUUGGCAGACUUAGCGCACCUUAUCAAAACUAUAAAGUCAUCUUCCACGUUUGAGACAUCCAAAGUGGUUUUCAUUGGAGGAUCGUACGCUGGAAAUUUGGUUGCCUGGAUGAAACUAAAGUACCCCAAUUUAGUUGAUGUAGCUGUAGCCAGCAGUGCACCAGUCUUAGCUAAAGUAGAUUUCUUUGAAUAUUUAGAAAAAGUUUCCGAGGACUAUCAAAAACUAGGACCCAGUGGUUGUCUUGAAAAGAUCACCGAAAUAUUUCAAAGAUACGAACAAUUAUUAAAAACUGCUGACGGCAUCGAACAACUCAAAAAAGAAGAGAAUAUUUGUGGUGACACCGAUAUGACCAAGCUUGAAAAUAAACAAAUGUUCUUUAUGGUUAAAAUUUCCAUAUUUCAAAUGAGAGCACAAUACGGUACCCCAGAUGUUAUAGUAGAUCACUGUCACCAAAUAAUGGACUCUAGUACUCCCUAUUUGAAAAGGUUGUAUGAUGAUGAACCGAAGUUAUUUCGAAAAUAUCGUAACUGUAUUCAUUACGAUUAUAACAUUUUUAUAAAUAUAAUAAAAACGGGGUCCUUGGUUCCUUGGUUUUACCAACUAUGUACUGAGUUCGGAUAUUUUCAGACAACAACUUCUGCCAAACAACCGUUUACAAAUAACGUUCCAGUGAAUUUCUACUACAAUGUAUGUACCGGAUUAUUUGGAUCAGAAUUUGAUGAAAAAAGAGUUAAAAGGGGAGUGGAAUAUACGAAUAAUUUUUAUGGAGGAUUGAGUCCUAAUGUCACAAUGGUUGUUUUCGUCAACGGUGACAAAGACCCGUGGAGUAGGCUUGGGAUCGUUAAUGAUCUUUCUAGUGACGCUCCAGCAAUAGUGAUACCAAAAGCGUUUAACUGCGAAGACCUGCUGAUGGAUGAGCCUAGUGAUUCAGAUGAAUUAAUUGCCGCAAGAAAGAAUAUUAAGAAGUUGGUUAAGAAGUGGAUAGGAUUCGGUGCCUGAUAAUAAUACAUUAAUAAUACAUAAUUUUGCAAUCAUAGACGGUUGUAAUCCAUAUAAAUAUUAUUAUUAAAUCAAAGUAAUGUUUGUAUAUAACAAUGUUAUAUGGUCUUAAGGCCCAAAGUCCUUUUAAAAUCCAAAUCCCAUUGUUUAACUAUUGUGUCUGGAAAUCCGGGCCUUACGAGGAUAUAAUAAAACUUCUAUAUUAAUAUAGAUAUUAUGAAUUUGA